Gamsiella multidivaricata is the source of this 1500-nucleotide messenger RNA. Its product is annotated as WD40-repeat-containing domain protein. The record is from RefSeq and is a predicted model, not a curated record. The transcript has 10 exons. Lineage: Eukaryota; Fungi; Mortierellomycota; Mortierellomycetes; Mortierellales; Mortierellaceae. Gene Ontology annotation, cellular component: GID complex. Gene Ontology annotation, molecular function: protein binding. Gene Ontology annotation, biological process: proteasome-mediated ubiquitin-dependent protein catabolic process. Bases 1 to 1500 code for a protein of 499 amino acids.
AUGGAUGGCUUAGAAGCAAGUGUGAUUACGCCUUCUGGAUUUAGUCGCCACGAGCUCGUACGCCUGAUGGUGCAAUCGCUGCAAAGCCUUGGUUACAAGAAAUCGGCGCAAGAACUCGAGGCAGAAUCUGGAUUUCAGUUGGAGAGCCCUACAGUGACACGUUUCCGAGAAUGUGUCUUUAAAGGAAACUGGGGCGAACUGGAGCAAUUGAUAGAAAAGCUGGAUCUCGACCCCGCUCAUGCAGUCUCGGUCAAGUUCUUAAUUAGGGAGCAAAAGUUCUUGGAGUUGCUUGAGGCACGACAGAUUAAGAGCGCUUUGGUCGUGUUGCGUUCAGAGUUGACGCCGUUAAACCAGAAUAUGGAUCGAGUCCACACUCUUACAAGUUACAUGAUGAGUCCGAGUGCUGAGGAUCUUCGACAGCGAGCGGACUGGGAUGGUGCGAACGGGAUCUCAAGACAACAACUUCUCUCGUCCCUGCAAAAAUAUAUUUCACCAGCGGUCAUGGUCCCAGAGAAUCGACUGGAAACUAUGCUAAAGCAAGCUGUGGAGCUGCAAAUCAAGAAUUGCCUGUAUCAUGACAAUCGCAACACAACCAACAGUCUUUAUAGCGACCAUAUUUGCGACAAAACUGGAAUUCCUUCGAUAUCGCGCCAGGUACUCGAUGGCCAUACGAACGAAGUCUGGUACAUUUCCUUUUCCCAUGAUGGACGAUACUUGGCCUCCGCAUCCGCCGACCACAGGAUCAUUAUUUGGAACCUGGAAACAUUUGAGCCGAUGCAGACACUUCAGGGACAUUCCAGCAAAGUAUCGUGUUGUGUUUGGUCACCAAACGACACUCAGAUAUUGACGGCGUCAUAUGAUCGGACAGUGAGGCUAUGGAAUGUUCAGACUGCAACGUUAAAGUCGACAUUCCAACGACAUAGUGAUGCAGUGACAUGUCUAGGAUGGCUUCCUGAUGGUGAACGCUUUGUAUCCGGAAGCGAGAAGAAUCUGUUUUUGAUGACAUUGGCUGGCGACCAACUUCGUUCAUGGCAGUUCCCAGUGAGAGACCUUGCCAUAUCUGCUGACGGCAAGCUGUUAGUGGCCAUGGGAGGCACCAUCAUCCGCGUGAUCAGCCUGGACGAUAUGAGUGAGAUCAGCAAGCUGGAGGAGACAGACAGUAUUACGAGCAUCAGUUUGUCAAAGGAUGGCCAGCAUCUGCUUGUGAACAUGACUUUCAAGGUAAUUCAUCUGUGGAACUUGGCAGAGGGACGGGUUAUCCGCAAGUAUUCAGGAUACAAACAAGGACGGUUUGUGAUCCGGUCGUGCUUUGGUGGAUGGGACGAGCGGUUUGUGAUUAGCGGGAGCGAGGACUCGAAGGUGUAUAUCUGGCACCGCGAGAACGGCAACUUGAUUCAGACGCUGGAUGGACAUUCACGCGCGGUAACGAUGGUUGCACGGAGCCCAACGAACCCAACCAUGUUUGCAUCCGCAAGUGAUGACCAUACUAUCCGGAUGUAA